This is a messenger RNA of Malus domestica (apple), 7995 nucleotides long. RefSeq names its product protein NO VEIN. Gene Ontology annotation, biological process: root development; embryo development ending in seed dormancy; leaf vascular tissue pattern formation. Gene Ontology annotation, cellular component: nucleus. Lineage: Eukaryota; Viridiplantae; Streptophyta; Magnoliopsida; Rosales; Rosaceae. The record is from RefSeq and is a predicted model, not a curated record.
GGCCCAAAAUAUUUUUGGGAGAAACAAAAUGAUUUCGCGCCUGCCGUAAAACGGUCUCAGACACCCACCAAAUAUUUUCCCUUCUCUCUCUGUUUCUUCCUCGCCAUGUCCGGACGACGUUCUCGCCCCUCCUCCCGCAGCAGAAGGGGUCAGCCACCGCAACAACCCCAAAGCCUUAAUUUCCCCCUCCAAAACUCCAGCAACCCUACCCAAAACCCUGGCUUCACUCCUCCUCAGGUUUCGAGCUCUGCGGUCUUUUGGCCUCAGAACUCGAGAGAUAUGCUCGAGAGUAUUGACCGAGCCGUGGGGAAGGCUCGCUACGAGCUUGCCGCCGCCGGAGAGAACGUCUCCGCUUGGAAGGUCGUGCAGUCGACCCUUCUGAUGCUCAAAGUUGAUAGCUGGGAUUCUUUGGGGUUUCAGAUGCAGCAAGUGCCGUAUCUGAACCUCCUCAUGCUCACCGAAGCGAAGAUAAAUGCAUUUAUCCAUUGUUUCGUUGGAGUUCAAAGCAUUACUUCAUUGUAUGAUUUGGAAGUAGCAAUCUGCAAGAAUGAGAGAAUUAAGCAGUUUGAAAAGCUGGGAUUGGGCCCUUUGUUGCGACACCCACUUGUUUUGCAUUAUUUCUCGGUGAAGUCUGCUACAACUAAAGUGUUUAAGAUAACUAGUGAGGAGAUAACAUCUCUACUUUCAGAGUUCAUGGAUACUUCUAACAAUAAAAUGUUUAGCCCUGAAGAAAUUUUAGAUUUCAUCGUUAAGAGGCGAUCUGCUGCAAGCAAGGAAGAUCUUGGAAUACGAAUUUACAAUCUGGGGAAUUAUAUUUUUGCCAUUCAGAAAGCCAAGAGAUUAGAAAUGAAAUCUGUGAAGGGAUUUGAGGAAGAAAUAGUUACAGAAUGUAGGCAGAGUCCACUUUUUUCCGCACUGAAAAAUCAGCUAGAUGAACGUUUCAGCACCAUUUCUCAGCAUGUUGAAUCGUUUUCCUCCAUGCACAAGGAUUUUCGUGGCAAGCACAUUAGAUUUGAUUCCUCAAGCUUAAAGGAUGAAGAUAAUGAGAGUAAGGGAGAGAAGGUUCAAGAUGCCCUUCCUGUGGAAAAUGGUAGGGAAACCAAUGAGGUCAGCAAUUUGCAUGAAGAUAAACUUUCAAUUGACAAUAACCGUAUGAAGAUUUUUAUUACAACCUGGAAGGAGGCAUGUCAGGAGCUCACUGUGACUGAGGUAGUUGAUAUGAUGCUGCUGUAUAAUAAUACCACAGCUAAGCGGAGAAAGAAAAUCAAGUCAAUGUUUUCCCUUCAUCCAUUAAUUGGAUUACUUAACGUUGCUGUCUCGUCUAUCAAAUGUGGAAUGUGGGACAGCAUGUAUGAUACAUUCCAAACUGUCAGUCUUACUGAUAACUGUCCUGAAUAUGUGAGCAUAGAUGAACCAAUUACUAAAGAUGAACCAAAAAUUAAGGAUCCACCGGUCGUCACUGAACAUACUGUUGAGCAUACGCAGAGUGUUUCUGUUGAGGACAUAAUCAGAAGUAUUACCCUGUAUUUUGAGAGUGAUCAAGGAAGGCAUUACAAUAGCCAAUCACUUCAGGAGAAGAUAUUUAUCUUCUUGAGAAAGCUUUGCGAUUGCGAGCUUUGGCUGGUCAAAGAAUUUGGCCUCAAGGAAUUUACAUCCCUCGGUCAUGGGGAGUUUUUUAUCUUCUUAGAGAAAUAUGCUUGUCUACUGCCAGACGAGCUGUGCAAGUUCCCGACUGGUGACGUAACGGUAAAGUGUCCUUUGGAGGUUUGCUUGCUCCAGCACCAUUUGGUUGUUUUAGUAUCUCAAGCUUUGAAUAGUUUAUGGGAGGAUGAAAACAUUACUAAAGAAAAAAUAUUACUGCUGCUUAGGAAGCAGUUCCCAUUGGUUAGUUUCACAACUACUGAAAAUGGUUCAGCGGAAGAUUUCUUAAGUAUAGUGGGAAAGCAUAAAAAUGCUGCGAUUUCCAAAUGUGUUCUAUUUUCAAUGGCACUAUGUGGAACUAGUUAUGCUAGACAGUCAUCAGCACAGAUUGAGAAUGUCCUAUGGAACAGCACUUUAAUCGAUACUGACAGUGGCCCGAAAGCAAAGCCUUAUGAAUCUGUUACAUCCAAGGUUGCAAUUGAAGUCUUACUUAGGGCACCAAUGAUGUCAGAUUUAAACUUAUGGUCACAUUGGGACCUUUUGUUUGCUCCCUCUCUUGGUCCUCUUUUACCAUGGCUGUUGAAGGAAGUCAACACGGAUGAACUGUUGUGUUUGGUGACAAAAGAUGGAAAACUGAUUCGGUUAGAUCAUUCAGCAACUGUUGAUUCAUUCUUGGAAGCUGCACUUCAAGGAUCCUCUUUUCAAACAGCAGUGAAAAUGCUAUCUCUAUUUUCACUAGUUGGGGGAGAAAAACAUGUUCCUGUCUCCCUUCUGAAAAUUCAUAUACAACAUGCAUUUGAAGUAAUCCUGAAGAAUUAUUUAGAUGGUUUGGAAGUACAUGACAAUAAUAAUUCUUUUAAUUAUGGAGAACCACUGUCUAGACAGGAAAUUGUUGGUGAAGUUGCUGCUGGUAAAUUGUGUAGUAAAUUACACAGUGACAUAGGCAAGAUGAAUGGUGCAACGUCUGUUAUAUCAAGAUUUGUCCUUGAAUGUCUUGGGUAUCUACCUGCCGAGUUUCGUGAUUUUGCUGCUGAUAUAUUGCUUUCUGGGAUACAAUCUGUUGUCAAACAUGCUCCCUCAGCCAUUCUGGGUGAAUGUAUCAAACCAGAACAGCGUCUCAUGCUUCACGAAGUUGGGUUGUCUCUUGGUAUAGUGGAGUGGAUUACUGAUUACCAUGAAUUUUGUUCCAAGGAUGCUACUGACUUGUUCAUAUCUGCGGAUUCACUUAUGAAUUCUGUUAGUUAUGGAACAGGGUCAAGCUCAAUGAUUGUGCAAGAUGUGUCAGAUGAGUUUUCUGCUUCUGAACAGAGCAUGGGUGCAUCUGGUAGGCCAGAUGAGCAGACAACUGGAUGUACUGGUUGUCUGAAGAUUGAUAGUGCAGAAGCUCCUGAUGCUAGAAAUGGAUAUUGUUCCACACAAGGUUCUGCGGAGCUUAAUAAGCAUGAAGAUGCAGCCCAGGUAAUUGAGUCAAUCCGGAGAGAUGAAUUCGGUCUUGAUUCAACCCUACAAGGUGUUGAAAGUAUCAUGCUAAAGAAGCAGCAUGCUCGCUUAGGGAGAGCUCUUCAUUGUCUUUCACAGGAAUUGUAUUCUCAGGAUUCACACUUUCUUCUUGAGCUGGUUCAAAAUGCUGAUGAUAAUACCUACCCAACAAAUGUAGAACCAACUCUAACAUUCAUUCUUCAAGAAUCAGGUAUUAUUGUAUUAAACAAUGAGCAAGGAUUCUCUUCCCAGAACAUUACAGCACUUUGUGAUGUUGGAAGUUCCACCAAGAAAGGAUCUAAUGCUGGAUAUAUUGGGCAGAAGGGCAUUGGUUUCAAAUCAGUAUUUCGGGUCACAGAUGCUCCAGAAAUUCAUUCCAAUGGGUUCCAUAUCAAGUUUGAUAUAAGUGAGGGUCAGAUCGGGUUUGUUUUGCCAACAGUUGUACCUCCCUGCAAUAUUGACUUGUUUAGUAGGCUUACUUCUGGUGGCAAUGAUCAAUCUGAUCGUGACUACUGGAACACUUGCAUUGUUCUUCCUUUCAAAUCAAAAUUAUCAGAUGCAACUGUCAUGAAAAAUAUUAUAAAUAUGUUUUCAGAUCUUCAUCCAUCUUUAUUACUCUUUCUGCACCGCCUCCAGUGUAUCAAGUUCAGAAACUUGCUCGAUGAUUCACUUACUGUCAUGAGAAAAGAAAUUGUGGGAGAUGGUAUCGUUAAGGUUUCACUUGGGAAAGAAAAAAUGACAUGGUUUAUAGUAUCUCAAAAAUUGCAAGCAGAAUUUGUUCGUAGUGAUGUACAAGAAACAGAGAUCUCGAUAGCAUUGACUUUGAAGGAAUCCAAUAGUGGCGAUUAUAGUCCAGAUUUACGCCAACACCCGGUUUUUGCAUUUCUUCCUCUAAGAACUUAUGGCCUGAAAUUUAUUCUGCAGGGUGAUUUUGCCAUUACUUCAUCUAGAGAGGAAGUGGAUGGAGAUAGUCCCUGGAACCAGUGGCUAUUGUCAGAAUUUCCAGGUUUGUUUAUCAAUGCAGAGAGAUCUUUUUGUGCUCUUCCAUGUUAUAGAGAGAAUCCAGGCAGAGCUGUGGCAGCUUAUAUGUCCUUUGUUCCGCUUGUCGGGGAGGUGCAUGGCUUCUUUUCUUCUCUUCCUCGAUUGAUUAUUUCUAAAUUACGUAUGUCAAAUUGCUUACUCCUAGAAGGAGGAAACAAUGAAUGGGUUCCUCCUUGCAAAGUUCUAAGAGGUUGGAAUGAACGUGCUCAUUCACUUCUUCCUGACAGUUUACUACAUGAACAUCUUGGCCUUGGGUUCUUGGAUAGAAAUAUUGCGCUGUCAGACCAACUUGCAAGUGCACUAGGUAUUGCGGAGUAUGGACCCAAAGUUCUUCUUCAAGUUAUGGUCUCUUUAUGCCAUAAACAUAGUGAUCUCAAAUCAAUGGGGUUUGGUUGGCUGGCCUUUUGGCUAAGUGAACUUUAUGCAAUGUUUUUCAGUUCAUCCGUGGAAGCUUCAUUUGACUCUAGAAUUCAAAUGGAUGUCAUAGAAGACCUUCGAAAAAUUCCAUUCAUUCCUCUUUCAGAUGGUACUUACGGUGCAAUAGAUGAAGGCCCAAUUUGGUUACAUUUUGAUGCCUCAUGCACUGAGCUUGAAGCUCAGCACGGACUUGAGUCCUUUCCACACUUAUAUGCAAAGCUUCGGACCGUAAAUCCUGCCCUCCUUUCUACACUGUGUGCAGAUAUGUCAUCCAUGGAUGUGACCACAGUUGAAAAACUCACAUGUAUACUUUUCCGAAUUGGUGUCCAGAAGUUGUCUACACACGAAAUUGUCAAAGUGCACAUCCUGCCAGCUAUGUCUGAAGAUAGAAUUAUGGAUAGGGAUAAGAAUUUGAUGAUUGAAUAUCUCUGCUUUGUUAUGCUCCACCUACAGUCUAGCUGCUCCAAUUGUCAUGUUGAAAGGGAAUAUAUAAUCUCUGAAAUACGGGAUAAAGCUUACAUAUCAACAAAUCAUGGCUUUAAACGACCUUCUGAGGUAUCAAUUCAUUUCAGUCAAGAAUUUGGUAAUCCCGUCGACAUAAUGAAGUUGAUUAAUAUGGCGGAUAUGAAGUGGCAUGAGGUUGACAUCUCCUAUUUGAGACAUCCUGUCACAAAGUCACUCCCAUGUGAACUGGAGAAGUGGAGGCAAUUUUUCCAGCAAAUUGGGAUAACGGAUUUCGUCAAAGUAGUUCAAGUUGUGAAGGGAACAGCUGAUAUUUCAGAUGGACUAGUUAAGAAUUUGAUAUGGGAUAAGGACUUAAUUUCCCUUAGGUCAAAUAUCAGAGAUUGGGAAUCCCCUGAAUUGGUCGACUUAUUGUCACUAUUGGCCAGAGAUGGCAACAAAAGAGGUUGUGAAUAUCUUUUAGAGGUUCUUGAUACUUUGUGGGAUGAUUGUUAUAGUGAAAAAACUACAGGUUAUUGUGCUUCUAACUCUGAAGCCAACAGAAGGCCCUUCAAAUCUUCAUUUAUAAGUAGCAUCUGCGAUGUGCAGUGGGUAGCAUCAGCGAUGGAUGAUGUGCUUCACUAUCCUAAACAUUUAUAUCAUGACUGUGAUGCAGUGCGUUCGACUCUGGGGGCAUCUGCUCCUUUUGCGAUUCCAAAGGUGAGAAAUGAGAAUUUCGUACGUGAUAUUGGCUUUAAGACAAUGGUUUCUCUUGACGAUGCUCUGGAGGUCCUGAAGUUAUGGAGGCGUGAAAACGAAUUCCAGGCCAGCCUAGGGCAAAUGUUGAAAUUUUACACAUUAAUCUGGAAUGAAAUGGCUGCUUCAACGGAGAAAAUUGCAGAGGUUUUCCAUUCAGGACCUUCAAUAUUUAUUCCUUAUGCAUCUAGCUUCAGGCACGAGGAUGUGGUAUCUGGUACAUUGUUGUCCCCUGCAGAAGUAUACUGGCAUGAUUCCACAUCCUUUGUAGACCAAAUCAGAGAAAUUCAUCAUCAGUGCAGCUCAGCAGGUGUUACUCAUGGCUCAUUGAUUAAGAUGCUUUGCAAUUUCUACCCAGGCCUUCAUGACUUCUUUGUUAACGUCUGUGGAGUCCAUGAGAUCCCUCCUCUCCGAAGCUACCUUCAGAUUUUGCUUCAUUUAUCAAAUGUUGCUUUGCCUUCACAAGCAGCUAGUGCAGUUUUUCAAGUUUUCCUGAAGUGGACUGAUGGACUAAAAUCAGGAUUGAGUGCUGAGGAUGUUCUUUAUUUGAAAGAUUCGCUUACAAAGAUUGAAUGUACGGUGCUUCCUACUUUACAAGAUACGUGGGUUUCUCUACAUCCGUCAUUUGGUCUUGUGUGCUGGUGUGAUGAUAAGAAAUUAAGCAAGCACUUUAAGCACUUGGAUGGCAUUGAUUUUAUAUACUUGGGUGAACUGAGUAAAGAUGAUGAAGAGAUGCUAUGUAUGAAAGUGUCCAUCCUCAUGCAGACUUUAGGGAUUCCUGCUCUUUCAGAGGUUGUAACUCGUGAGGCAAUAUAUUCUGGUAUCGAAGACUGUAGCCUUAAAGCUGCAUUGCUGGAUUGGGCUCUUCCAUAUGCUCAGCGAUACUUGCAUGGUGUACACCCAGAUAAAUAUUCUCAACUCAAGCAGUCUGAAUUUGAGAUGCUGAACUGUCUGCAAGUAGUAGUUGUUGAAAAGCUGUUUUACCGGAAUGUUAUAAAGGCUACUGGAAGUGAAUCCAAGAAGCAAGUUGAAUGUAGUUGCCUUCUGACGGGUAGCAUUUUGUAUACAACCCAAGAGUCGGAUUCUCAUGCAUUAUUUCUGGAGCUUUCUCGUUUAUUUUUUAAUGGAAGUCCUGAACUGCACUUGGCAAAUUUCCUUCAUAUGAUCACAACCAUGGCAGAAUCAGGUUCAAAUGAGGAGCAGACUGAGUUUUUCAUCUUAAAUAGCCAAAAGGUACCAAAGCUUCCUGAUGGUGAAUCUGUUUGGUCCUUGUCUGGCUCUGAGGCUAACUUGGCAAUGCAUAUCCAGUUUGAUCCUAGUAGUUUAGGUCUUGUGUCUGAUGCUCCUGACCUUGGUUCGUCUAAUUUUAGCAAUAGAGAUCGGCUUAGAUUUGGUACACCCAAUUCGACACAAGCAAGUUUAACUGGGCGGCUAGGUGAGCUUGUAGCUUUUAAAUUUUUUGUUGACAAAGCUGGCGAGGCAGUUGUUAAAUGGGUUAAUGAACACAACGAAACUGGGCUACCAUAUGACAUUGUUCUGGGAGAGAAGAAAAAUAGUAGAGAGUACAUUGAAGUUAAAACAACCAAGUCUACAAGAAAAGACUGGUUUGAAAUAUCGAUGAGAGAGUUGCAAUUUGCGGUUGAGAAAGGUGAAGCUUUCAGUAUUGCACAUGUCGUUUUAUUGGAUAAUAAUGUUGCAAGGGUCUCAGUAUACAAAAAUCUUGCAAAAUUGUGCCAGCUUCACAAACUACAUUUGGCUGUCUUGAUGCCUGAGCAGCAGAAGGAAUUUUCCAUUGUGUCCCAGUCCUAAAAGGUACUUCAUGUGGCCUCUACUGCAUGCCCAAUUGGCCUAUCUAAGUUGAUGUGGCAGCAGACGAUCUGCUUAUUUAACCGGAUUUUAUCACAUCAAAUUGGGAGGCCAUAGGCCAGUUGAUUUGCAACCAAAAGUUUUGACUUUUGGGUGAAAAUUGUGCUGGAAUUGGACAUGCCGAGAACUAUUCGUUCAAACUUCAUCAUCUGUUGUGUGUAGUUACUGCUGUCAGCUGGGAUUCUUCAUAUUUAUUCGAACAAUUCAGUCCCCUUCAUUGAUUUUAAUAGGAGCGAGAGUGACCUCUCCUCUAUGGCGUCUGUAUGUACAAUGGAUAGGAAUUGUCUCUGGCAACAAUGUAUAUAUUUACACUAUGUUUGGACGAAGGAAAUAAACUUGGAAUUUGGAUAAAAA